AUGGGUUGUUCACAAUCAAAAUCCACAGGACUAUCUGUUGAACCUAUUGAACCGGCUUCAAGUUCAAAAUCUGUUAAAUUUCGUCAAAUACCGCAGCAACAGUCCGAUCGUAUCGUAGAAGAUUGUAUUAUUAUUUGGGUUUUAAAUGAUUCAUCUAUAGAUGUUGAACUUGAAAAAGCUAAAUUACGCCAUAUCGUUUCGACUAUAAAAAUCUUUACCGAUCGUGAUCAGUGUGUUGCUUAUAUAACGAAUAUACGUGUAGAAAAAAUCUUCCUUAUUGUACCAACUGAAGAAUCAUUUGUUGAUUCAAUUCGAAAUUUACCUCAACUUGAAAAAAUCUAUAUUCUUGAUUCAUCAUUUCGCGAAAAUGAUAAGAAUAUUAAUAUUAUUCCAGCAUCUUCAAAUAUUUUUUAUGAUAUUGAUAGUUUAUGCAAACAAUUAGAGAUCGAUGUCGAUUUAUGCGAACUUGAUCUUAUAGUUCUUACUGCAUCAGCUCCAAUAUCACAAGAUGAUACAAUAUCUGCUAAUUUAAAAAAACAAGGGGCAACAUUUCUUUAUGCACAAUUCAUUAGAGAAAUUAACUUUCGAUUAAAAUUUGAUAAUAAUGCUAAAAAUGAAUUUGUUAAUUUUUGUCGAAUACAUUAUGUUAAUAAUUCUGAACAAUUACAUAUGAUUGAUGAAUUUGAAGCAAAUUAUCGACCACAAAAAGCACUUUUAUGGUUAACACGUCCAGGUUUUAUUUGGCGUGUUCUACAACGUAUGCAACGUACUUUUGAAAUAGAUAUUCUCUACAAAUUAGGUUUUCUUGUUAAACAUGCACAUACACAAUUGAAUAUUUUUCAUGAAAAUAAUUCAUUUUUUACUGAAAAUAUAUUAGUUGUAUAUCGUGGAAAAACUAUGUUCAAUGAUAAAUUUAAUAGUUUAGUAAAGAAUAAUUUACAUGGUCUUAUUUCGUUUAAUAAUUUUUUCACUGCUCAUAUGGAUAAAACAGUUAGUCUCGAUUUUAUUCAUCGACGUCUUAUCGCUCUUCCAAAUGUAACUGGUGUUCUUUUUGAAAUAUAUGUUAAUCCAACAACAUAUAGUAUUCGAAGUCCAUUUGCUUCACUCGAUAAAGUUCAUGGUGAUGAUAAAGUAAACACAAAUGGAGUAUUAUUUGGCUUAAAUACCGUAUUUCGUAUAGAUUCUAUUGAAGAAUUUACCGAUGAAGCUGUAGGUAUUUUAUGGAAUGUAAAAUUAACUUUAAUAGCUGAUGAUGAUCCACAAUUACUUCGUCUUGUCGCACCCUUACGAAGUAAUGAAGUACAUGCUAAUCCACUUUCAUAUAUGGGUAAAUUAUUCAUGGAAAUGGGUGAAUAUAUGCGUGCUGAACAAUUCUUUCUUGGAAUGUUACAAGAUACAUCAGUUCUUAAUCAACCACGUCGUCUUGUACGUGUGCAUAAUGGUUUAGCUGCUAAUUACAUGCUGAAAGGCGAUUAUAUUAAAGCAUUAGAACAAUCGCAACAAGCACUUGACGUUAGUUUAAGUUAUUUACCACCUCAACAUACAGAUCUUGCUCCAUUGUAUGAUGCAAUUGGUAAAAGUUACUUCCAUUUAAAUGAUUAUCAAAAAGCAAUUGAGAGCUAUGAACGAGCAGCAGAUUUAAUUGCACUUAAUCCACAACUAAGUAAUGAUCAAUUUAUUACUGAUUUAAAGGUUCGUAUUGAUAGUACUAAAAAAUUACUUAAUAAUAAACAAUAA
This is a messenger RNA of Adineta steineri, 1737 nucleotides long. Lineage: Eukaryota; Metazoa; Rotifera; Eurotatoria; Adinetida; Adinetidae. The record is from the annotation of a GenBank genome assembly.